AUGAGCGAACCUCAUCUUCGCAAAGUCACAAAAAUCAAAACGCCGCAUAACCUGCCAACAGACCCCGGGUCAGUCAAGUCCUUGAUCAAUGGUGGGACAGACAGCUUCACAGAAAAAUUCGGACAUCCACCGCGUGACGACCGGAUCCGAGGACUGGUAUAUCAGAACCAGACAUCUAUGCGGGAUGAGGAGCGCGAGACCAUCCUACAGCAUGUUGGAAGCAACAAUCCGACUUAUCCCCUGACUUGCAUAGAUGCUAGUAUUGCUGAUGUUGAUAUAUUCCACGAUACAUGGCUGGACUUCUUCAACGUUCCUUUUGACAGCGAACACAAAUUCGUGGAAUAUUUCAACAACGGUGGUGCUGCUCCUCACUCACACUUAGCUGAAGCAGAUUCAGAUCUCUCUGUAUCGUGGGGAGACACAAUCCUUGAACCUGACCCUCCAUUCGUGAUGGGCUUGAUACAAUCUAUCUUGGCCCAAGGUUGGAUUGUUUUGAAAGAUGCUAAAGCCCAGCAAGAUUUCUCUACCAACCUUAAAUUUCUCCUGACAGCCGCUCGUACCCGGAAAUUCAUCGCUCUAUAUUUCAAAUACUGGCAUCCAGGCUGCGCAAUCGUUCAUGCACCUACGUUCAAACCGGAAACGGUAUCUGUACCAUUGCUAGCGUCGAUUGUGUCUAUGGGCGCAAUGUACUCCAGUGACCAAAAGGAGGUCCACGUUGCAAAGAGAGUGCUCGAUUUUGUGGAACUUUACAUUUUUUCGAAUGAUGUAUUCUCACCGGAGAGUGGAAUUGAGGCUAUCUUCUGCGGCAACAGGCUCUGCGAGGAUGAAGUAGACGACUGGGUCAAGUUCCAGAACUUCCAGGCAGGUCUAUUGAUUACUAUAGUGCAAUACUGGGCAGGGAAUCUAGUCUCUCGAGACCGCGCGAUGGAGACCCGAUUGAAUGAAGUUGUCAAGGUUGCUCGGAGGAAAGGCAUAGUGAAAUCUCGACAUCGACCUGCAGACUCGGAGUUGGAGAAUCUGUGGAUUCAAAAGGAGAGCCACAUCAGGACGAUGGCGAUAGUGUCCCUGCUUGAUUCCGCGUUCUUCUUUUACCAAAACUACCCCUGUCGUCUAACACCGUCUGAGAUGGAAUUCGAACUCCCGUGCGAAGAAUCAGUCUUUCAAGCGGAGCAUCCAUUCGCCGCGCCCCGUUUUCAAGCAUCACGCGAUAUCACGGCUUUCGAGGCUUUCCAAGGGCUUUUUGACGAGGAUAGGGGCUCUCCUGAUAAUUCCAAUAUGCACUUGACAACCUUGGACAUGUUCAUUUUGAUUCACUUACUAUACGUCUUCAUCAAUAUGCAGAUGUCUUCUUGGGACCCAUUUUUACAUCAGAGCCCUUGUAACCAGAAUUCACAGGGUCGGAAGAGCAAUUCAAGCAGAAAACGCACUUCAAAAGACUUGGCUCUCGACUCGAUCCGCAAAGCUUUAACCCGCUGGCACGAUCGUUGGUUCACACUGUGUGAUCAAAUUCCGAAAGAUGAAUGGGACUCCUUCGGCUUCUACAAGAAUGGAUACAACUUCUGGCUUGUCUCGCAGUUGCUGAUCACACGAAACGACGCUGCUGAUGUGAUCAUGCAGAUGAGAGUGAAGUGUGAUGAUAAGUUAGAGGAGCUGAAUGUAUUAUUGCCCGAUGAAGAAGAUUAG
Penicillium odoratum is the source of this 1683-nucleotide messenger RNA. Its product is annotated as fungal specific transcription factor domain-containing protein. Gene Ontology annotation, molecular function: DNA-binding transcription factor activity, RNA polymerase II-specific; RNA polymerase II cis-regulatory region sequence-specific DNA binding; zinc ion binding. Lineage: Eukaryota; Fungi; Ascomycota; Eurotiomycetes; Eurotiales; Aspergillaceae. The record is from RefSeq and is a predicted model, not a curated record. The transcript is spliced from 5 exons. Gene Ontology annotation, biological process: regulation of transcription by RNA polymerase II; DNA-templated transcription. Gene Ontology annotation, cellular component: chromatin. Bases 1 to 1683 code for a protein of 560 amino acids.